Molecule: messenger RNA, 3170 nt
Organism: Eubalaena glacialis (North Atlantic right whale)
Lineage: Eukaryota; Metazoa; Chordata; Mammalia; Artiodactyla; Balaenidae
Gene: DUSP18
Product: dual specificity phosphatase 18
Exons: 3
Coding region: 400-990 (196 amino acids)
Biological process (GO): protein dephosphorylation
Molecular function (GO): MAP kinase tyrosine/serine/threonine phosphatase activity
Source: RefSeq, a predicted model, not a curated record
GACUGGCUGGGUGACAGGCUGCUGGUUGCAGCGCGCAGAGCAGACCCUACUUCUUGACUAGGACUGCUGUGGUCCCCGCGUGAUCGCAGGGCGGGUAACCGGGUGAAUCCGGGCGGGGCAGCUCCGGGACGGGGAGACGAGGACUGGGUUUCUCCGGAGACCCAGCACGGCCCAUUCCUCCCCGCGACGAGGGACCAUUGCUAUGGAAACCGGAGCACCGGGCCGGCGGGGAUUGUGGCUCCUGGGUCGUGACCGGUCUUCUCUCACCUGGAGACCCUCGCCCAAGGUUGUUUCCUGAACUAACCUGCCCUCCCGCCCGCGAGAGAGAGUUUUCUACGGACACAGCCUAGCAGGAAGGUGCAGCGUCCAUGUCUCACUGGCCGCUGACCCACCGGCCCGAUGACAGCAUCUCCAUGUGCCUUCCCGGUUCAGUUCCGGCAGCCCUCGGUCAGCGGCCUCUCACAGAUCACCAGCAGCCUGUAUAUCAGCAACGGGGUAGCCGCCAACAACAAGCUCAUGCUCUCCAGCAACCACAUCACCACGGUCAUCAACGUCUCAGUGGAGGUGGUGAACACCUUAUACGAGGACAUCCACUACGUGCAGGUGCCUGUGGCUGACACACCCAUGUCGCGUCUCUGUGACUUCUUCGACCCCAUUGCAGACCACAUCCACAGCGUGGAGGUGAAGCAGGGCCGCACCCUGUUGCACUGUGCCGCCGGCGUGAGCCGCUCGGCCACCCUCUGCCUUGCCUAUCUCAUGAAGUACCACGCCAUGUCCCUGCUGGAUGCCCACACAUGGACCAAGUCAUGCCGGCCCAUCAUCCGGCCCAACAAUGGCUUUUGGGAGCAGCUCAUCCACUAUGAGUUCCAGCUGUUUGGCAAGAACACUGUGCACAUGGUCAGCUCCCCCAUGGGAGUGAUCCCCGACAUCUAUGAGAAGGAGGUCCGUCUGAUGAUUCCACUGUUCAGCUUAUUAAAUGUAAGAUGGUGAAGAUAAGUUUCCUACCCUGCAAGUGACAGCUCAUGGCUGCUGACCAGAAGGGAGGGUGAACCAAAUGGACCAGCACCCAACGCAUAUGGCAAGCUUGGUAUUCUGCAGCCCUCUCCAUGACCGACCAACCCAGGAGUGAGUCUGCCACAACCCCGCCUCAUUCUUUUGAACACGAAGCCAGCCUUAAGCAUCAUGGCACCUCCCAUGCUUCUCACAGUAAGUGCCAACCUACUGGAUAAGUAGCCUUCAAGCGGUACUCCAGGAGCCCUGGGGGCCCCAAGCCAACCCUGCUUCCACCUUCAACUCUGGUUUUCUAGAUUGGACUUACGCAUAAGAUAGUUUUCAAAGGAAGCAUUCCUUUGUAUAAAAUUUCUUUAAAAACAUUUCUUUUUGUGCGCUGUUGUACGUGGCAAGAUCCCCUACCAGCCUUUGAUGAAAGGUGGUAUUGGUCUCCAUCUCGGGGCACGUGUGGAGAGCAGGCCUGACAUCAGGCUCAGAGGUUCCUCUCACAGGCCUCGGCUCAGAAGGCUGGAGCUGGGGACCGGAACCCAGCCUUGUCACCUCCUGCCUGUGUGAUCUGGGGCCUCUUGGAGCCUCAGUUUCCUCGUCCAGGCGACGACAGCCCUUUCCUCACGGGGUUGUCGUGAAGAUUCAGUGCUUGCUUAGCACGGUGCCUGGCACAUGGUAGGUGCUUGGUGCUCGGUGUAACCGGCAGCUCUCAUCACGAAUGAUACUCUGGCCCUGCUGGCCCGGGUCAGCAAGUCGUCUUCACAACAGCAGCUCCCCGAUCUGCGCACAGCCCUUUAUUGCUUAGAAAGUGCUCUUCCAAAAAGUCAUCCUGUGUGGGAGAAAAAUGGUUUCAGUCCUUUCAGACCCUGCCUUUAAGGAGGCCUAGACCUUGAAGCCUUUUCAGACUUCCCAUUGGAUUAAGCACAAUGUUUAAUCCAUGCUCAAUCUGGGACUCCUAGAAUAAGGAGCACACUUCCAGCUUCCCCGAAAGGGCCUUGUUUAGAUUGCUGAUCAUUAGAGCCAGUGCCCUGGUCAGGCUGACCGCUGGGGUCCAGUGGGGUAUGUGCCAAAGGGAUAAAUGAGUGGGCCCUACCAGUAGGCCCUGAAAUCCAGGAUUGUUCAAACCCCCCAGGUGUGUGAGGAUCUGGGUCAAGAGCAGCUAUUCUAAUCCAGAGAUUUUCAGACAAACAGCACAUGGGCCAGUCAAGAGCACAACCGCUCUGUGGGUCAGAGCCCACUGGAGGCCAAAUGCUCCUUCUCUCCAAACCUGCCCCACCCUCACUUCCACAAAGGGCCUGCCCAGGGGUGUAAUUUUAGGGUCGGGGGAGCAGGAAAAUCGCUACUCGAGACUGAUCUCAUUUUACAGAUGAAUAAACAGAACCACAAACACCAGGGCUGGUUUGGCAGAGCCCCCUCAAAGCAGAAGAAACCCAUCAGGAAGAAACCCAGGUGGAAAAUUUCUUUGAAAACAUUUUUAAAGAGAAAUUUAUUUGAAUAUCUUUUGUUUCAGUUUUUAAAAAUUUUUAAUUAACAUACCAUAAAAUUAACUUUCUCCUGUGUAAAGUUCUCUGUUUUUUAACACAUUCGUGUAACUACCUCCACAAUCAGGACACAGGGCAGUUCCAUCAACCAAAGAAUUCCCUUACGCUGCCCCUUGGCAGUCACACCUUUGCCCCACACCAACCUCUGGCAAACACCUAUCUGUUCUCCAUUCCCUAUAGAUUUGUCUUUUCCACAUUGUCACAUACAUAGAAUCAUAGAGAAUGUCACACCUAGAGACUGGCUACUUUCUGUCUGUCUUUGAGAUUCACACAUGUUGCUUUUUAUGGCUAAGUGGUAUUCCAUUGUUGGAUGCUCUACAGUUUGUUUUACCUUCACCCGUUGAAGGAUAUUUGGGUUGUUUCCAGUUUGGGGCGAUUUUGAAUAAAACUGCUACAAAUAUUUGUGUAUAGGUUUUUAUGUGAACAUAAGUUUAUGAGUGGGAUUGCUCAGUUGUAUGGUAAAGGUUAUGUUUAACUUUUAGAAACUACCAGGUUUCCAGAGUGGCAAUACCAUUUUGCCUUCCACUAUGAGAGAUCCAAUUUCUCAAGAGUAUUUGGAACUGCCAAUAUAUUUUAUUUCAGCCAUUCUGAUAGGUGUGUGGUAUUAGCUUAUUGUGGUUUUAAUUUGCA